AUGGCGUCCCUCGCGCCAGGAAUCCUCCUCAAACUCCUCCAAUGCAUGAACUCCGGCACACGCCCCACCGGAGACCACAGAUCCGCAACCCUACAAGUCACCGGAAUCGUACCAGCCCUCGCCGGCUCCGAUCUAUGGCCCAAUCAAGGCUUCUACGUCCAGAUCUCCGACUCCUUAAACUCCACCUACGUCUCCCUCUCCGAGCGCGACACAGAUCUCAUCCUCACUAACCGUCUCCAGCUCGGCCAGUUUAUCUACCUCGAACGCCUCGAAUUUGCAACCCCGGUCCCACGCGCCGCCGGAAUCCGCCCCGUCGCCGGCCGUCACGCCUUCGUCGGAACCCCGGAGCCGCUAAUCGCACGCGUGUCUCCUGGAUCUAAACGCGAUUUCGUCAUCCAGCCGGUUUCCGAUUCCGAGUACUCGCUUGACCCAAUCGCCGUUUACUUAAACAACAGACGCUUCAACGACGACGAAAACGACGAUACGACGGUGGUUCCGAAACCCAACGGGAGACAACCGCUUGCUCCGGUGAAUCAAAACGAAGAGAAUCGUAGCCAAAACCGCAAUCAGAAACCUAAGCAAACACCACAGAGAUUCUCCUCACCAGCAUCGUCUAAACAGCGGUCAGUCUCAUCGGGGAAAAAGAGCAUUUCCGGUGCCGGGGAGAGAGAUCCAUCACCGGCGGUUUCCGGGAAAGGAAGGAGAUCUGCGUCUCCGGUUCCGUCGAAAUGCGUGGUGCCGAGUCUCGCGGCGGCGCGUGAGGAGAAUAGGAAAGUUGCUAAAGAGCCGGCGAUUGUUGUGCCGUCAAGGUAUAGGCAGCCAUCACCUAACGGAAGGAAAGUGAAUCCAUCUCCUAGUGGGAGAAGAAUGUCGAUCUCGCCGGGAAGAAGGCUUUCGAGUGGUUUGAAAAUGUCUCCGAUGGUUGGAGAUUCUUCCGGAAAGAAGAAGAUGGCGGCGAUUGCAGCCGGAAUUUCGAAAGUCUCCGAAGCUUUGGUUGGAUCUUCGGCUAAGAAUUGUAACCGGAAAAAUUGGGAUGAACAAGCUAAUACCGAUGGCAAUGCUCAAACUGAUCUGAAGGAGAAGGUCAUUUUUAAGAAUAAACACGAUCUUCAGGGAAUUUUGAGAACUCAGGCUGCUAUGUCGAGACGUCUUAGUGAUGCAAAUAGAAGAAAGAGUGAUUCUUCUUCGGUAUGUGAAGAGAAAGCUUCAUCAGAAAGUAGUUUAGUAGAAGAAGUCUCAGGCUUUGAAGGACUUGGUAUCACUUAUCAUGAACGGAAAUGGACUGAUGGGAGUGUUCCAUUAGAUAAUAUCUCAGAGGAGCUUGCAAAGCUUGUAAAGGAAGCUAUGCAAAGAAGAAACUUUGCUGCUAAAGCUGCCGCUCGAGCGUUGGAAGAAGCUAAUGCCAAUGAGUGCAUCGUAAGAUGUUUAAGUAAAUUCUCUGAACUUUCUUCGUUCUCUAAAGUUGGGAAUCCGUUGCGAAUCAUCAACCAGUUCUUGACAAUCUAUGAAGAUGUCAUCAAAUAUAGUCACAUAGCAAACUCUAUAGCUUCAGACAACAGUUUUAGUUCGUCUUCUGAUCAACAAGACUCAAUCUCUCUUUGGGUUGAAGCUGCAUUAGCUACUAACCUCGACGUCGUCUCGCUAGUGAAAAGCCAAGAAUCGCCAUCGUCGUCUGCGAAGAAAUCAAUGCCUACUCGCCUCUCUACAAAGACAGACAAUAUUGUUGGGAUGUGGACAGACGUAGGCGGCUUGAAAGAAACGGCUAAAUUCGCGGUGAAGCUGCAAUCGGAAAUGCAAACGUGGUUCAUUGGGUUUGUGGAAGAGUCGUUGGAGAACAAAAACGCAGCGGCGGUGAGGCCUUUAGAUGGUAGUUCCAUAGCUGCUGUUCUGUCACAGCUGAAACAAGUCAACGAGUGGUUGGACCGGGUCGUGUCGGAGCAAGAUAACCAGAUCACAGACAAGAUCGAGCGGCUGAAACGCAAGAUCUAUGGAUUCGUGAUUCACCACGUCGGUUCCACUUAUGACAAAACCUCUUCUUCUUCUUGA
Molecule: messenger RNA, 2046 nt
Organism: Microthlaspi erraticum
Lineage: Eukaryota; Viridiplantae; Streptophyta; Magnoliopsida; Brassicales; Brassicaceae
Source: the annotation of a GenBank genome assembly